Messenger RNA from Lindgomyces ingoldianus, 1887 nucleotides. Its product is annotated as ammonium transporter. The record is from RefSeq and is a predicted model, not a curated record. Bases 1 to 1887 code for a protein of 628 amino acids. Gene Ontology annotation, cellular component: plasma membrane. The transcript is spliced from 5 exons. NCBI's taxonomy places the organism in Eukaryota, Fungi, Ascomycota, Dothideomycetes, Pleosporales, Lindgomycetaceae. Gene Ontology annotation, biological process: ammonium transmembrane transport. Gene Ontology annotation, molecular function: ammonium channel activity.
AUGGCUUCAAGACAUUUUGCACUGUCCCGACAAUGCGGAAAUGAAGACAAACAACAGCGAAACGUCCGCGUUAUCUGCAAAGCACUGACAAUCUUAUUCAACGCUGCUCUUUCCUUUAUGCCACUUUCUUUGCGAGUGCGGGGAACUGACGCCAAACAACAAGCCUUGUCGCAGACCGUGAAUAUGUGCUGGUGUGACAGCCCACCGCCCUAUGCAGACUUCCUUUGUACCCAGGUUAGCGGAAAAGCACAACAAAUGCCAUGCAUUGCCAUCCCCGCCGCUCGACUUGGACGGGGAUAUUUGGGGGUCAGUGGGGUAUUGAAGGCAGGGUUCCGAGCUCCCAUCCAGGCUAUAAAGCAGUCCGCGCGAGAGCAUCACCUCGAUCUUUUUCUCUUCCAACCGUGCUGCCCAGUCUCUCCAUUUUCCUCUCCAUUUUGCAUCAUGACAACGCCUUCCCCCACCAACCCGGACUGGUUGAACAAAGGCGACAAUGCCUGGCAGCUCACCGCUGGUAGUCUUGUCGCCCUCCAGAGCGUUCCUGGUCUGAUGAUCCUCUACGCUGGCAUGGUACCCACUAAAUGGGCCGUCAACUCUGCCUUCAUGGCCUUCUACGCCUUCGCCGCCGUUCUCAUCUGCUGGGUCGUUUGGGCAUACAAAGCUGCGUUCGGCGAAAAAAUGCUUCCAUUCGUCGGCACCCCAGGCCCUGUAGUUGCCAUGAAUUGGGAGCUUAAGCAGGCUGUGCUACCAGCAGCUAAAAUCACGGCAAACUUUCCCCUGAGCACUAUGGUCUACUUCCAAUUUGUCUUCGCAGCUAUCACACUUAUCCUUAUGGCGGGCGCGUUUCUUGGCAGAAUGAGUUUCCGCGCUUGGAUGGUAUUUGUCCCUCUCUGGCUUACGCUCUCCUACACUGUUGGUGCAUUCAGCCUUUGGGGCGGAGGUUUCCUCUUCUGGAAGGGUGUCAUCGACUACUCCGGAGGCUACGUUAUUCAUCUCUCAUCUGGCACAGCCGGGUUUGUCGGAGCAUACUGGAUUGGUCCACGACUUAAGACUGACCGGGAGCGAUUUACGCCACACAGCACACUACUUAUGCUCACCGGCGCCGGGAUCCUCUGGAUCGGGUGGAACGGAUUCAAUGGUGGUGACCCAUAUGCCGCUAGCCCUGAUGCAGGUGCUGCCGUCCUCAACACCAACAUCUGUACCGCAAUGAGCCUCCUAGUCUGGACAGGUUUGGAUAUAAUAUUCUUUAAGAAGCCCUCCACCAUCGGCGCCGUCCAAGGUAUGAUCACCGGUCUCGUCGCCAUCACCCCCGCUGCGGGUGUCGUCGCCGGCUGGGGUGCGGUUAUUAUUGGGGCCUGCUCUGGCAGCGUCCCUUGGAUAACCAUGAACAUCGCAGGCAAGCGUCUCAAAUUCUUUGAGAAAGUUGACGACACACUUGGUGUCGUGCACACCCACGCUGUCGCUGGGGCCCUCGGCGGCUUCCUCGUCGGCAUCUUCGCGACCGCAGAAGGCUGUCUCGCUUUCGCCGCUGUUUCGCCCGGCGGCGCGAUCGCGGGCAACGGCAAACAAGUCGGUUGGCAAAUCGUGGGCGCUUUAUUCAUCAUCGGUUGGAACAUCUUCUGGACGUCCGCUAUUCUGCUGUUUAUCAAGUACGUCUUACGCAUUCCUCUGCGCAUGACUGAGGAGGAGCUUUUGGUGGGUGAUGACGCAAUCCAUGGGGAGUCCGCAUAUACAUUUUCUGAGCCUCGUGAUCACCACCAUCCUAUGACGCUUCAUGGCUACGGGAGAGGCGGGCAGUUCGAGCUCGAAGACGAAGACGGCGGCUGGAGUGCAGCCGGAGAAGCAGGAUUGAUUUAUUGGGAGGAUUGGGGUUGGGAUGGGGUUAAGUGA